AUGAACGGCCGGCUCUUCACCUUUCUCGAAGAGCAGCUGCGCCGCUACUGGAACGUCUUCUUUCUGCUGGGCAACCACGAGCCGACCGGGACGAGCUGGCCGGCUGCCAAGGCGACUGUGCGCAGCUUCGUCACGAGGCCGCCGACACGCACGUCAUCGCCAACCAGCGCGGCUAUUCUCGGACCCCCGCGGCUGGCUUCGAUGCCAAGAAGAUUAUCUACGUCGGCGAGAGACUGUGCGCAGAUGGGGAUGAGCUAG
Messenger RNA from Grosmannia clavigera kw1407, 258 nucleotides. RefSeq lists its product as uncharacterized. The transcript has a single exon. NCBI's taxonomy places the organism in Eukaryota, Fungi, Ascomycota, Sordariomycetes, Ophiostomatales, Ophiostomataceae. The record is from RefSeq and is a predicted model, not a curated record. Bases 1 to 258 code for a protein of 85 amino acids.